UGUCUCUUGUUCAUCGCUAUGCCUGAGCCUGCAAAGUCCGCCCCCGCCCCGAAGAAGGGCUCCAAGAAGGCCGUGACCAAGGCGCAGAAGAAGGACGGCAAGAAGCGCAAGCGCAGCCGCAAGGAGAGCUACUCGGUGUACGUGUACAAGGUGCUGAAGCAGGUGCACCCCGACACGGGCAUCUCGUCCAAGGCCAUGGGCAUCAUGAACUCAUUCGUCAACGACAUCUUCGAGCGCAUCGCGAGCGAGGCGUCGCGCCUGGCGCACUACAACAAGCGCUCGACCAUCACGUCCCGGGAGAUCCAGACGGCCGUGCGCCUGCUGCUGCCCGGGGAGCUGGCCAAGCACGCCGUGUCCGAGGGCACCAAGGCCGUCACCAAGUACACCAGCUCCAAGUGAGCGCGCGGAUCUAAUUCUUAACCCAAAGGCUCUUUUCAGAGCCACUCAUUUGUUCUUUUAUGAGAACUGUAACUAUCUGCACAACAUAAUUGGGUUUUCGUGG
Messenger RNA from Peromyscus eremicus (cactus mouse), 502 nucleotides. Its product is annotated as histone H2B type 1-F/J/L. The record is from RefSeq and is a predicted model, not a curated record. The transcript has a single exon. Gene Ontology annotation, cellular component: nucleosome. Bases 19 to 399 code for a protein of 126 amino acids. Gene Ontology annotation, molecular function: structural constituent of chromatin; DNA binding; protein heterodimerization activity. NCBI's taxonomy places the organism in Eukaryota, Metazoa, Chordata, Mammalia, Rodentia, Cricetidae.